GGAUCAAGAAUAGCGAGCGAUCUGAUUCCACCUGCAGCUGUAUAGAGAUUGGUCCCCCUGUCGUCUCCUUACAAUCGUAACCUGUUAACGUUCCUGUCUUAAGUGACAAAAUGAGCGACCGCUAUCUAGAACAAAGGAUUAGUAUAAAAUUUUGCGUGAAAUUGAACAAGUCUGCAAGUGAGACCCACCAUCUUUUAAAAGAAGCGUACGGGAAUGAAGUCAUGUCUAGGGCCAGAGUUUUUGACUGGCACAAAAGGUUUAAAGAAGGGCGGGAAGAUGUUCGAGAUGAUGCCCGAAGUGGCCGUCCAGUUACCCACCGGACAGAUGAAAAUAUCCAGAAGGUCAAGGACUUGGUUUGUUCAAACAGGCAGUUAACAGUGAGGAUGAUGGCUGAAGAGUUAAAUUUAGAUAAAGAAACUGUUAGACUCAUUCUGAAAGAAAACUUGAACAUGAGAAAAGUUUCUGCCAAAGUUAUAUCCGCUAUUUUGAAGGAUGACCCUAUACCUCGAAAACUGGACUUUUGUUCUGAUCUCUCCAAAGAAACUAGGAAAAAUAGCUUGUAUGAGAAGAAAAAAGUAACAGGUUCUGAAACAUGGAGUCAUCUUCAGUGUGAAGCUGGUGGGGAAAUGCAUCUGCCUGUAUCCCAUCUCAGAAUCCACUGCCCCGCCAGCCAGCUUCUGCAGGCCUCAUCUUCAACAAGCCUCCCCACCAGGGCAGCUCAGGAUUGGUUCACACCUUGGUGAAAGGACUGUGAGGGAGCUGAACCUGAGUUAGAAAGCUGCCUCACUGUUAGGCACCUUCAUUUGCUGCUGGUGUAUUGUCAGUCAUCUCUAUCAUCCCUCUCUGCACAUCAUGGCUCUACUAGUUGCUCUGCUGGACUGCUUGGCCAUAUCUUCCUUGCUGUUCUCCACAACUUUGAAGAACCUCUGGCUGUUGACUUCUGGUUCUUGCUUGUUCUUUAUUUCUUUUGCUUGACAAGUUUGGAUCUCUUCACUGCCCAGACCUUAAAUUGUUGUGGCUGUCCUGUUCCUAUGUUCUCAACAUUCUGCCUCAGGGGAUCAUACCAGUGAGAGGUGGGAACAGGACCUCCUGGAGUCUGUAUCUCUGUGCCCAGGGAGGCAUACUCUUCUGGGAGGACCCCAAGAGAAGGCCUCCAGUUCCAGCCUGCUUCACAGUCAGGGCCAGAGGUAUGGUACAGAAGGCAGUGGCAUGCUAACAUAGUGAGCAAUGCUAAAGGUCCGUCCAGCCCAAAUGAUUCAGUGAGAGCCCCUCAGAACUUGGGCUGGCCAACUCAUACUCAGCUCA
Messenger RNA from Pteronotus mesoamericanus, 1305 nucleotides. It is a transcript of the gene GVQW3, whose product is annotated as GVQW motif containing 3. Lineage: Eukaryota; Metazoa; Chordata; Mammalia; Chiroptera; Mormoopidae. The record is from RefSeq and is a predicted model, not a curated record. The transcript has a single exon. The coding region runs from base 111 to 743 and encodes 210 amino acids.